Messenger RNA from Candidozyma haemuli, 1506 nucleotides. RefSeq lists its product as uncharacterized. NCBI's taxonomy places the organism in Eukaryota, Fungi, Ascomycota, Pichiomycetes, Serinales, Metschnikowiaceae. The transcript has a single exon. The coding region runs from base 1 to 1506 and encodes 501 amino acids. Gene Ontology annotation, cellular component: GPI-anchor transamidase complex. The record is from RefSeq and is a predicted model, not a curated record. Gene Ontology annotation, biological process: attachment of GPI anchor to protein.
AUGAAGACAACGCACGAGUCUGAACCUACCAAAUGGUCUCGAAGAUCUGUGGUGUGGAUGGUAUUUGCAUUCGUGCUCUUUCUUGGAGCACCUAUGUUCAUAUAUACCACGAGUACAUACCGUGCUGACUUGCCAGUUGAAGACUUGUCAGAGAAGAGUGCCAGCUUCUCGGAUGCCAUUCAAAUCAGGGUACCCGUGUAUUUGAGAUCGGAGAACGAUCUCGAUAUUCCUACUCUUCAGGAAAAGGUCAACAAUGAACUACAGAGCAAAUGGAACGUCGAAAACAAUUGGGGCAUCGAGUUAAUAUCAUCAAACACCCAGUCCCCGGACCCAUUCGACAAUUACGUCGUGGAUAUCAUCUUCGAUGGUAAAGCAGAUCCUGUUGUUUCACCAAACUCGAAGUCUCUGACAAUCCAUGUCAACUGUAAUGAUUGUGUCAUCAAGGAGUUGAUUAAAUUGUUUGAUAUCGUUUUCGAGGACGAGGUUAAGGCUAUCUUGAGCGUCAUCAACAAUGUCGAAAAACAAAGCAAACACAACGAGAUUUCCGUUCCACAUGCUUCAACAUACAACAUUGUUUUUAAUCUUUUUGUGGAAAACGGUAUUUCGGUGGAUUGGGAGAUAGACGAGGCUGUAUCGACUAUGCAGCCAAUCUUUGAUGUGUUGAGACAUUAUACCAAUUUCAAGGUUAGCUCGCAAAUCCAAUACUACACGAAGCUCCACACCCCUCCUGUUUUUGAUAAUGAGACCAAUCGAUACAUUGUUCCAACAAAGGACUUGUCCACUUUCAUCAACUACGGGGAUUGGAACUUGAUCACUCAUGAUAUAUAUCCAACUAUUAACUUCAUUGUUUUCUUCCCGGCUAGCAAUCAAAAGGGCCAGCCAUUGAUAUUGGAGCAUUCGAAAACAAACUCUUUCAUCGUUCCUCAAUGGGGUGGCGUGUAUAUCUACAACGCUCCAAUGCCUGUUUUAGGAGACUACACUUACACUCUCCAGAAAGAACAGUGGUCAAGAAUCUUUGACACAUUUGCAUCCCAGCUUCUUGAACUUAUCGGUAUACCUAAACUUCCGAAGAGUCUUCCUAUGAGAAUAGACUCAUUCAACAGGAUCAUGGGAGUUAAGAACCUCAAGCAUUCACUCGAGAAUCUCAAGUCAUUGGUCACAUUAUCUGACUCAUUGGAUGAAAUCUCAAUUCCGGAAUUGACACGCGCUCACAUGGUUGAUAGUUUGCAUAAUUACGGCGAAGCAUUGAAAGGCCUUCAAGAUGGCGAUUUUGCCUCCGCCGUUCGCUUCUCCUCCAAGGGCUUAGAGGAUUCAGACAAGGCAUUCUUUGAGAAGGAAAUGGUCCAACAGGCAUACUUCCCUAGUGAACAUAAGCUUGCAGUCUUUCUCCCGUUGCUAGGUCCUCUCGGAGCCAUCGUUGUCUUCGGCUUGUUAGGCGUAGUGAAGGAGCAGCUUAAGGAGAGGAAACAAAAGGCAAAGGAAUUGCAGGAGAAGAAGGAUACGUAA